Jatropha curcas is the source of this 1824-nucleotide messenger RNA. The record is from RefSeq and is a predicted model, not a curated record. Lineage: Eukaryota; Viridiplantae; Streptophyta; Magnoliopsida; Malpighiales; Euphorbiaceae.
AUGAGGAAAGUCAAUUUGCACCUAGCAACAUUUCUAAAAAUUCACAGGACAAAACCAAAACCCAAACCCACUGGCCCGGUGCGAUUAGCAUACCACACGGCCCUUUCCCUUUUCUUCCCACGAACUUGUGAGUUCGCUGGACAACCCAUUAAACAUUCUUCAUUACUUCUCAACAAUCCUCUCUUCAAGUAUUGGCUUCCUGGUUCGAAUGCAAUAAAGGUUUUCUUACCCAUUAAUGGCAUGUUUCUAAGCGGUUUUUGCUUUAACCACUUUAGGCUGGUUGCCCAAGCAUGGAAGACUUUGUUUGCUCAAUUCUACGUUUCAUCUCAUCUGGGUAACUGCUGCUGCUACUUGUUGAGGGCUCCAUUUGAUUUCGCGGCGAACAAAACAGAUACGGCGGUUAUAUUGCAAGCCGGCGAUAGCAACAAUUAUCGAAGGAUUAUUGCAGAGAGAAGGGUGAGAUGGAUAUACAAGGAAAGGCUAGCAUUGUGGUAAUUGGGUCUUAGUGUUCACACUGGCCACAGUCUGAAUGCCGUGAAAAAUCUUGCCAUUCCAGAAGCUGAAAUGGCCUUCGAGCUUCACUUGGGAGAGCUAUGUAAUUUAAAUCAUAUAGAAGAGGCUGCAGUUCUUAGCACGUGUAAUAGAAUGGAGAUAUAUGUUGUGCCUAUCUCAGCAUAGAGGGUCAAAGAAGUUACUGAAUGGAUGUCAAAGGACAAGUGCGCAUUCCUGGUUCAAGAAAUUUGGAACAACCGCGUUUUUUUACUGUACAAAAACAAUGAUGCUUUACACAGCACAUUUUUGAAGCUGUCUGCAGGUCUUGACUCUCUUGUUCUAGGAGAGGCCAAAUUCUUUGCUCAGGUUAAACAAGUUGUCAAAGUUGGCCAAGGAGUUGUUGGUUUUGGGCGGAACAUUAGGGGCGUUUUUAAGCAUGCAAUAUCUGUUGGCAAGCGGUUAGGACUGAGACAAAUAUUUUUGUGGCUGGAAGCUGUUUCUGUAAGUUCUCUGCUGUUGAACUGGCUUGGGAUGAAGCUUCUGGAAUCUCCAUGUACCGCCAGAAUGUUGUGUGAUUGGAAGCAGGCCAAGUAUGGGAAGCUUGUAAUCAAACACUUGUAGCAAAGGGUUUGCACUGAAAAUGGGUUGAUCGUUUCAAACAGAAAGUGAGGAGAGAAGUUGCAAGCUAUACGUGAUGAGCUGAAGGAUUGUUGGGAUGCAUUUUACAAGCCCCUUGAAGAAAUGCUAAACUCUGCUGAAAAGCUGAUGUUAUUUUUCACCAGUUACAGGCAUUCAGAAACCCAUUAUUUUGGAAGAACAUGUUAAAAGGACCUUUCCUCUGUUGGUCCAGAGGUUGGAGGUUUCAGGUUAUUUAUAGACAUCCUCUGUUCAAGGAAUGUGAGCUCAUGUGUCAAUGCUGUUGACAGAGUUCGAGUUUACAAAUGUCGAUUGAUUCUCAAGGAAGUCGUUGCUGCCUAAAUAAAGAGGAUCGCCUCCGGGAAAGCAAUGGAAGCUAAGCUAUUAUUGCUGAGGAAUCAGAAACAAUUGAAGCCCUGGAGCGGAUUCACUGGAGACGUUCCUACAAUCAAGAAAAUUCGAGCUUAUGCAGAGAAGAAUCAGGUCGCCAAGAAACUAGAUAAAUGCCUUUCAAAGAUGAGUGAGGAUAUCCCAAAGAAAAACAAGAGAGCAGUAGAAUAUCUUAUGCGCGGUGUAGUUAACAAGCUACUUCGUCCAAUGCAGCACUUGAUCGAUGGAAGUGACAGCCGAACUCUAAGUGAGGGGACCCUUGAGAAUAUGGCAUGCUUAACAGAAUUGUUCAGCCUUGAGACAGAA